AUGUCACGUGUCAGCAUAGAAGAUGUAAGGCCCCCAUCCAAUCACAGUUCACCCCGCGACCUUAUCUCGUUCAGUAGCGACUCUUGUGGUGGCACUCUGACAACUGUUAUUGCUGAUCCAACCCUUUGUACCCCGCGUGCCCAUACGUUCGUGUGUAGGCGGUCCCAUGGGUGUCUUGCCCCAGCCACUGCUGCCGCCCUCCCAGCUGCCGCCCCAGCUGCAGACAGGCCCCGCACUCCAGCACCUCCACCAACUCAUACAGCAGCAACAGGCGAUACUCACACAGAACCAGCAGCCGGGACCGCAGGCGGGGCCGUCUUUUACCAAGUUGCAACAGACAGACACGGUGCUUCAUGGCAGCCAGGGGUGAAUUGGCACUGGGCCAAUGGCCAUGCUACUUGCUGGGUCUCCCCCUCAGCAACAGCACAUGUCGCCGCAGCAAAGACCCAUCAACCCGCAAGCUGGAACCCUGGGUGGUGGUGCCCUUCAGCAGGUGGAUGCAACGGCUGUCAGUGCUGGCGUGCUUCCGGUUGCCAUGCUAGCCCCCUUGGCCCCGACUCCUGUGAUUGGCGCCAUGCCACUUCGUGGUGCUGGACCCCUGGUGCUCCCGCCCAUGGUGGAUGCAACGGCUGUCAGUGCUGGCGCACCUCCGGUUGCCACGCUAGCCCCCUUGGCCCCGACUCCUGUGAUUGGCGCCAUGCCACUUCGUGGUGCUGGACCCCUGGUGCUCCCGCCCAUGGUGGAUGCAACGGCUGUCAGUGCUGGCGCACCUCCGGUUGCCACGCUAGCCCCCUUGGCCCCGACUCCUGUGAUUGGCGCCAUGCCACUUCGUGGUGCUGGACCCCUGGUGCUCCCGCCCAUGGUGGAUGCAAUGGCUGUCAGUGCUGGUGCACCUCCGGUUGCCACGCUAGCCCCCUUGGCCCCGACUCCUGUGAUUGGCGCCAUGCCACUUCGUGGUGCUGGACCCCUGGUCCUCCCGCCCAUGGUGGAUGCAACGGCUGUCAGUGCGGCUUUCGAUCCAGCAACCUGUGA
Volvox carteri f. nagariensis is the source of this 1032-nucleotide messenger RNA. RefSeq lists its product as uncharacterized. The coding region runs from base 1 to 1032 and encodes 343 amino acids. The transcript has a single exon. NCBI's taxonomy places the organism in Eukaryota, Viridiplantae, Chlorophyta, Chlorophyceae, Chlamydomonadales, Volvocaceae. The record is from RefSeq and is a predicted model, not a curated record.